This is a messenger RNA of Penicillium taxi, 1362 nucleotides long. Its product is annotated as glycoside hydrolase family 76 protein. Gene Ontology annotation, biological process: fungal-type cell wall biogenesis; carbohydrate catabolic process. The record is from RefSeq and is a predicted model, not a curated record. NCBI's taxonomy places the organism in Eukaryota, Fungi, Ascomycota, Eurotiomycetes, Eurotiales, Aspergillaceae. The transcript is spliced from 4 exons. The coding region runs from base 1 to 1362 and encodes 453 amino acids. Gene Ontology annotation, molecular function: mannan endo-1,6-alpha-mannosidase activity.
AUGCAUGUGCAAGGAAGAUGGUCAAUAUGUACCUGUCUUCUUCUAUUAGCACAGAUCUUUCAAGUCCAUGCGAUCAAUCUGAACAUUGACGAUCAGCAAUCUUUCAAAGAUGCCGCUAGCGACGCUACCUACGGGAUGAUGAAGUGGUAUAGUGGUAAUGAAACCGGGGCUAUUCCCGGUGCAUUCCCAUCGAAAUGGUGGGAAGGAGCUGCUCUUUUCUUGGCGCUGUUGAACUACUGGCAUUUCACCGGCGAUGACACAUACAAUGACGAGCUGAAGGUUGGACUCCAAUGGCAGUCUGGUACUGAGGGAGAUUAUAUGCCAAGUAACUACAGUAGUUACCUUGGAAAUGACGACCAGAUGUUCUGGGGUCUAGCAGCGAUGACAGCCGCCGAGCUCAAACUACCCAACAUGCCAACCGGCUUCUCCUGGCUCUCUCUCGCACAAGGCGUCUUCAACACCCAGAAGGAUCGUUGGGAAACGAGCAUGUGCGACGGCGGACUGCGCUGGCAGCUCUAUGUCUACCAAGGGAGUGGAUAUUACUUGAAAAAUGCCGUGUCCAACGGUGGCUUUUUCCAACUAGCCGCUCGUCUGGCCCGGUAUACUAAUGAUGAUCAAUAUCUCAAAUGGGCACGCAAGGCCUGGGACUGGUCAUGCUCUGUGCCACUAGUAAAUAACAAGACGUGGGAAGUGUCCGAUUCGACAAAUGGCGAGAAUCAAUGCAAUAAUGGCGACCAUACGCAGUGGACCUAUAAUUAUGGCAUUUACAUGAUGGGCGCUGCUUAUAUGUAUAGCCAUACAAACGAGUCCAGUUGGCUUGAUGCUGUGAAUGGCCUGCUAAACACGACACUCGAUAAAUUUUUCGACAACAAAAUUAUGUCAGAAGUAACCUGCGAACCGAGUGAAAAGUGCAACAGCAACGAAAUCUUAUUCAAAGGUCUUGAAUCCUCCUGGCUCGCAUUUACGGCUCUACUGAUUCCAUCGACCUCUGCCCGCAUCCUCCCAUAUCUCCAAUCUUCUGCAGCAGGUGCCGCCGCAUCCUGCACAGGUAACAAUAACAAUACCUGUGGAGUUCGGUGGUUGCAGUCAAAAUGGGAUGGAUGGACCGGUAUGGAAGAACAGAUCAGUGCGAGCAAUCUAUUCAGUGCGAAUAUGCUGCGUUGGGUGAAUGAUUCCAACUACAGCCCCGUUACUGCCUCCACUGGUGGAAAUAGUAGCGGUGAUGUUAAUGCUGGGAUGGGCGAUACCCAAGACACUGUUAAGCCUAUGACGACUGGACAAAAAGCUGGUGGUGGGAUUUUGACAGUGAUCUUCUUCUUUGCUUCUGUUGGAAUGGGCUCUUUCUUGAUAAUGGGGGGUUAG